AUGGCUGGUCUGGGGCGGCCAGGCCCGGGGCCGCGCACCGCGCUGCCGGCCUGGAAGCGCGAGGUUCUAGAGCGCAAGCGAGCCAAGCUGGCUGCGUUGGGCGGCGGCGCGGAUCCGGGCGGCGGAGCGGCGGAGCCCGCGGGCGCGGCGGAGCGGUGCGUGCUGGCCGACAGCCUGGGUCCGCUGCGCGAGAACCCCUUCAUGCGGCUCGAGUCUGAGCGGCGGCGCAGCGCUGCGGGGGCGCGGCCGCUGCUAGAGCACUACCGCCACGUGCCGGGCGUGCGCACCAUCCGAGCAGACAACAUCCUCAUCAUCGAGGCGGCUGUGCCGCCCACCGCUCCUCCCGCUGGAACCGCCCGCAUCCGCGCCUCCGAAGUGCUGGUGUACGAAGCACCGCCGCCGCCCGGCCGCGUCAGCCGCCUGCUCGAGAAGUUCGACCUGCCGGCCGUGCCGCGCCUCCGCGGGAGUCCUGAACGUCCGCGUCCCCCGCUGCCGCCCCGGCCGCCGCCCACUGACCCGCCCGCGCUUGUCGGGCCGCGCGUGGGCGAACGCGCUGCCCAUUUCGAGCCGGUGCGCCGCGGCGGCGGGACCAGCUCCGGGGCCUGGCGCAGCGAGUUCCUACAGAAGACCGGCAGCAACUCCUUCACCGUUCAUCCCCGUGGCCUGCAGCGCGGCGCGGGCGUCCGCAAGCUCUCCAAUGGGCCCGCGGCCCCCGGUCCCCGGGUCAGUCCUGCCAAUGGUCUCGCGGGCUCCCCGCCUGGGCCGGACGAAUGGAAGCCAAAGGUGGAGUCGGGGGAGCCCUCCCAUGCGCCCCCCAGCCCCAGGACCCCGAGUGCCACUCCAGCCGCGCCCCCUACAAUCCCUGAGCUCAGCCCUGCCAGUGCCACUCCUAGCCAGCGCCAGUGGGUCUCUGCGGCCACCAGCGCCAAUGACUCCUUCGAGAUACGGCCAGCUCCCAAGCCAGACAUAGAGACUAUCCCCUUGGGGGACCUCCAGGCGCGUGCCCUGGCCAGCCUCCGAGUGAACUCUCGAAACUCCUUCCUGUUCAUCCCCAAGCGCAAAGCCUGUGGGGCCCCUUUUCCUGAAGGGAGGCAGUCUGAGGAGCUGCCAAAGGGAGAGGUGGGCUGGGAUUCCAGAGAUAGGGAGCUGGGGCCUGGAGGGGAUGGUGGACCUGCCCUCCAGAAGAGCCCCUUGGUUGAGAAGCAAGCUUGUCCCAGGCCAGCCACUGCCCUCAUUGACAGGGCCGAUAGGUGGCAGAGGCCAUCCUCUCCACCCCCAUUCCUGCCGGUUGCUGUGGAAGCUGAGCCUGCUGAGAGCUUCAGGGUUCCUGGUUUGGCCAAGAAUGACCGGGAGCAUGGUAGGCCAGGGCUGCCUGUCACUCUCAUUGAUGAGGUGGACUCAGAGGAGGAAGCCCCUGAAGAAGCCAAACUGCCCUGCUCUGGGGUUGGUGUGCCUCUCCAGUACUGCCCGCACCCUGCCAGGCCUGGGCACUUGUUAGAACUCCAGCACCGAAGUAUCAACACCUUCAUGGUGGUGCCCAAGAGGAAGCCAGGGGCCUUGCAGGAGCAGUGUUUUGGACAGGCCAACAGGGACCCCCCGCCACAGGAGGAAGAGGAGGCUAGUUGCCUGGGGCCCCAAGCUGCCAUGGGGUCCACACUGAAGAAACGCUACCCCACUGUGCAUGAAAUCGAGGUGAUUGGUGGCUACCUGGCCCUGCAGAAGUCCUGUCUUACCAAGGCUGGCUCUUCAAGAAAGAAGAUGAAGAUCUCCUUCAAUGACAAAAGUCUGCAGACCACAUUUGAGUACCCUUCUGAGAGCUCCCUAGUGCAGGAGGAGGAGGAGGAAGUGGGGGAUGAGGAAGAUGAUGAAGAGGAGGACAAUGAGGAGGAGGAGGUAUCCAGUUCAGAGGAGAAGCCCUUUGCACUCUUCCUGCCUCGUGCCACGUUUGUGAGCAGUGUGGGGCCUGAGAGCCCUCGGCUGUUGGAGGGCAGCGCAGGCCUAUCCAGCUACACCCCAAAACACUCUGUGGGUUAUGGCAAGUGGCAGGAGCAGACCCCAGAGCAGGCCCUGAGUGAGGUGGAGCCCCCACCCAAGGAGCCCAUGCUCACACCCGCCAGUCAGAAGGACCUUGCAGACUUUCGCAGUGAGCCUGCCCUCCAUUUCUGACCAGGACAGCCAAGGCUGAGCUCAGUGGGGACUCCCAGGAGCCAGGCCAUACUGAGGAGCUCCUGACUCUACACCCUACCCCUGCCUGGUGCUGUCCCACCCUCUCCUGGGUCCUCACAACCGUGCUGGCCCUGGAAGCAUCCAGGGUUUCUCCUGUUUUUAGGGUUGAGUCUGUCUAGGUCUCCCUCCCUGGCCCUGGUUUGGAGGCUCCAAGAAGAGCAGAGGUAGGGGAGGGCAAGGGUCCCGCAGGGGAGUGACCUGUCUGUGACCAGGUGGGGGCGUGAGCGUGAUUCUUCGUCAGGUUGUUCUCUGUCCUGCCUGCCAAGCCUGCCUCCCAGUGGCUGUGGGGUGUGUCUGGGGUGAAGGCCUGUCCCAGCUGCCUGGUCCAGGCAGGACCCUAAGCUCCACCUCAGCUGCCCCUUUUGUGCCUCUGAGGACAGACUCAAUAAACAGCACUGACAAAGCC
This is a messenger RNA of Otolemur garnettii (small-eared galago), 2632 nucleotides long. It is a transcript of the gene TPRN, whose product is annotated as taperin. Gene Ontology annotation, molecular function: phosphatase binding. Bases 1 to 2166 code for a protein of 721 amino acids. Lineage: Eukaryota; Metazoa; Chordata; Mammalia; Primates; Galagidae. The record is from RefSeq and is a predicted model, not a curated record. Gene Ontology annotation, biological process: auditory receptor cell stereocilium organization; stereocilium maintenance; sensory perception of sound. Gene Ontology annotation, cellular component: stereocilium base. The transcript has 4 exons.